AUGGGAGGCCAGUGCUCCUGGGGACGGCCCAUUGUUCUGCAGUGCGUGCAAUUUUCUUUUUCUUUAUCAUGUUAAUCAUGCUUGUGGAGGUCCUGUGUGUGUAGUGCUCUGUGGAGGAUUCAGGAGACAGAGACCAGUGUCCAGUGUAACCAGGGGCUAGAUUAGAUAGUACAGACAGAGCCUGAGGGGAGACUGGGAAGGGACCCGGUGAACGGAGGGUUUGGGCUCCCAUACAUUAACCCUGAGAAUCUGUGAAGUCCUGUGUGGGAGGAGGGCUGGUUGGAGAAGUGCAACAAGUUCUUAGUACCCUUUCCUGCCUUGGGCUCCCCCACCCCCACUUUCAUUCCAUCUUGAACACUGCGGCAGUGUUCUCCCUCCUUGUGAGACCCCAUGGUUGUCCUGUCAGUCAAAUGCUCUGAAACCCCAUUGCCUGAAACUCUAGGUUCAAACUUUGCUCCUUCAGGCGUUCAGAGAUGCCCCAGGGGCCCCCAACUGUGUGCUGGGGUCAGGGACUCUAGUCCCCGUCCUUGGCCAGACCCUCAACUUGGAUCUAUUUUCUAUAUUGGAUCUAUUUUCUUUGGGUGCAGAAGUUCAAGGCUUUAAACAGCGUGAAAUCUAACAGGCAGUGGCCCCACUUCCUAUGUUCCGCCUCCAGGGCCCUUUGUUGGUCUGUCUUACCUCCUUGGUCUUUGCGUGGCUGGGCCCUGCUGGGCUGGCUGCCCUCUCUGCUCCUCUCCCGCCUUUUCACAUUUUGUGCAAAGCCUUCCCUGACUGCCCCAGCCCAGUCCCUGUGGUUUUGGCCCCUUCUUUUAAACUCAUUUGACAUAGAACUAUAGGUUGCCUUAGACACUACUAAUGUUACUGGCCCCUAGUUUUGGUGGGGUCUUGUGAAGUUGCUGGGCCCCAGGCCUGGCUUUUCCCUCUCUUGUAUCAGCUGAGCACCCAAGGUGCAGUGGCCCAGGCAGCCAUAUCUGGCAUGUCCAGCAGGGGGCGGUGCUUACUCACAGUGGUCCCAUCAGCUGGGGCUGGUGGUCCCAUCAGCUGGGGCUGGGCUGGGAAGUGCUUCACUUUUUUACUUUCCACCAACUUCCACCCAGAAAGUCACCCUGUCACCCCACCCCCAGGGCUGGGAUAAGCCAUGAAGCUGCCAGCCAGGGAUGACAGCCGGCCAGAGUAGGGGAGGGAGGAGAGUCUCGUGGCACUCUGAGACUGGGUGCUGCACUUUUAGGGCAGUACUCCUUAGGCCCAGCCACCCCCUGUGUACCCAGAACCAUUGGUAGGAGCUGGCCAGCUAGAGCCAUGAGGGCGGGAGGCCUGGAAGGGUUUGCAGCAGUGAGAGCCUCUGCCACCACCCCCUGGGGAGGGAGGGAGCCAUGCAGUUCCCUUUUCCCAUAGCCCCAGAGCAAGUGAGUUUCCGGACCAGGGGUGGAUAGGGGCGGGGAGUCCUAUCCCAGGAAACAGAUGGGCAGCCUCAGAACGGAGGGAAAUGGCAACCCCACCGCUUCCUCCCAUCCCACGCAGCCAGCGUUUGGCUGGGGGGCGGUGUGUGGAAAGGGUUGCCUGGAGCGGGGAGGCGAUCGAGCCCACCCCAGGGCUUUUUAGCCUGGGCCCCGUGGGAGGGCAGGCCAUGUCUGGAACAGGACUUGGCUUCCCCUCUCUGGUUGGAGUUGACGCCAAAAGUGAGGCAGCCAGAGGGCACUGAACUGGGAGGGAAGGCUCCCCGACUCAGCCUCUUGGAGCCUGCCUUUCCCAUUUGAAAAUAAGGCUGAUUCCUGCUACCCAUCCCCCAGGCUCUUGUCAGGCUCCCUGAGAUGUUGGCUGGGGUGGGAGGGGUCACAGAUGAAAUAGUCCUGUGCCAGUGACUUGGUGCAGAGCCUGGCAUGUUGAAGCACUCGGUUGUGUGUGUUUGCUGGCCAUCACCGUGUCCUUUCCCCUUGUUCAUGUCCUUUGGGCCAGCCACAUGGUGUGGGGCAACCCCACUGGGAAGAGCCAUGGAAGCCACAGUUCACCUGCACUUGUGGAGGGCCCAUGCCUUUCAUCUGCAGGGAGACAGCUCUCCAAGCCUGGCUUUGCUUAUUGGGGCCUUCCUGAGGUGUGGGAUCCAAAGGUAAUCCCUGGAUUGCCUUGUGUUGGCCCCAGUGGUGGCGUCUACCCCUGCACACUCCUCUGGAUUUCCUGAUGGCCCUGAUCUCCACACUGCCUCCUGCUGGAUCUCCUGCAGGAGCAUCAUUGUCCCUUGGAGCAGUCACUUUCAGCUCUUCACCUGCCGAGUUGUGGGUUCGCGUGCUCGAGGCUUUCUGGAACUACCUUAGCUGGAAGUAGCAGUGGUCACAACUGAGAGAGCCAAACAUUUCUACAGCCCCCAGGACAUUCCUGUCACCCUCUACAGCGAUGCUGAUGAAUGGGAGAUGUGGAAGAGCCGCUCUGACCCAGUUCUGCACAUUGACCUGCGGAGGUGGGCAGACCUCCUGCUGGUGGCUCCUCUUGAUGCCAACACGCUGGGGAAGGUGGCCAGUGGCAUCUGUGACAACUUGCUUACCUGCGUCAUCCGGGCCUGGGACCGCAGCAAGCCCCUGCUCUUCUGCCCGGCCAUGAACACCGCCAUGUGGGAGCACCCUAUCACAGCGCAGCAGGUAGACCAGCUCAAGGCCUUUGGCUAUGUCGAGAUCCCCUGUGUGGCCAAGAAGCUGGUGUGUGGAGACGAAGGUCUGGGGGCCAUGGCUGAAGUGGGGACCAUCGUGGACAAAGUGAAAGAAGUCCUCUUCCAGCACAGUGGCUUCCAGCAGAGUUGACCUGGAAUUUCUGUCAUGGUUGUCCCUCUGUAUUCAGAAUGUGUUCAGGCCAAGUCGGUGAAGAUGGAUGUUGGCAAAAUAGGGGGAUUCCCUUAUUUGCUGAAUGGGGGGCCUGCUCUGAGCCUCCCCAGGGGCUGGGCCUGCUCCAGGUUAUACUGGACAGAAGGCUCAGGUCUCAGCUUCUUUCAACCAAGAGAGGCCGCUGCCUAGAGCCCAUCCCCACCUUUUUCUGGAUGGGCGAGGCAAGCCAGGAGAGCAAGCAGUGUUGUCCUCACUGGAGGAGGACUGAGCGACUGGGAAAACUCGGCUCUACAUCUCACCCAGAAUGACUUUUAGAAACACCACAGCUGGAGAGUCCUGGCUGAACCUUGGGAGCUUCAGCUCUUUGGCGGGGUGCCCAGAUGCCAUGCGAUCAGCGAAGCCUGCGAGUUGGCAGGACUCUGAGGUUUCUUGCAGACCAUGCCAUGAGAUUGAAGGUGCGGGGAAAUAAAGAACAAUCACCGUUUAGGAGGCUCCAUUCUUUCCCUAUAACCCAACUGUGGUCCCAGAGACCAGGAGGCGUUGCCAGGUGUGGCUGGGGAAGGGUCUGGGUUGAUGACUCACUGGUACUCUUUAGUCCCCAUAUAACAUGGUAGUUAAGGAUAAAGUUCUGAAGCCAGAAAGCCCCUAGUUCCAAUCCCAGCUCUGCCACUUACUGGCAGUGGGAGUUUGGUUCAGGACUUAGCCUUCCUGACCUUCACUUUCCUCAGCUAUCUUGUUUCCUACCCUCAGGGAGUUGUUGAGAGGAUUCGGUGAAAUUAUGUGUGCAAAAUACCCAUGCCACUGAGUGCCUGGAACAUAGUAAAUGUCAAAUCAAUGGAAGUUAAAACUAGGCAUGCGUAUAUGCCAGAGAGCUUUCCUAACAUUUACUGCAAUGCCCCAUCUCAUUUUGGGAAAAAGAAAAUCCUGGAUGCUAAGCUGACACAUCCCUUUAUGCAGGUGACAGGUAAGCAGCCAGGAGGGUUGACCCUGCCCUGGGUCCCAGGCCUCUUGCCUGCUUCCUGGUUUCCUCUGUUCUCAUCCUUUCAGCUUUGCUGGACCUGAGGCAGGGGCCUGGGUGUCUGUGACCCCCCGACCCCCAGUAUACAUGACCAAGGGAAGUAGAUCCAGAGACACCAUGCACUCUGGCCCAGAAACCCUCUGCUACCCAGCUUUUGACCUAAUUGCCAUUUGGUGUGGCUGCAGUGGGGAGGGCUUGUCUGCAUAUUUGGAACUGAGCCUGAGGCUGGCUUCCUGCCCUCCGACUUCCAGGCCAGGUAUAGGGGACAUCCCACGUGGGCUCUGAGAAGGCUGAGAGUAGAGGUGCCUUGAGGGGACCAGGAAGCCCUCUGGCUGGAAUCAGUGCUCCAGCAGCCUCCACAGCCUUUAUCUCAACAGCACUUGACUUCACCAUGUGACCCUUUGGGAUAAAAUUGCCUUAGGGCACGAAAUAAACUAUAACUA
Messenger RNA from Cercocebus atys (sooty mangabey), 4274 nucleotides. It is a transcript of the gene PPCDC, whose product is annotated as phosphopantothenoylcysteine decarboxylase. The transcript is spliced from 5 exons. Lineage: Eukaryota; Metazoa; Chordata; Mammalia; Primates; Cercopithecidae. Gene Ontology annotation, cellular component: phosphopantothenoylcysteine decarboxylase complex. The record is from RefSeq and is a predicted model, not a curated record. Bases 2409 to 2792 code for a protein of 127 amino acids. Gene Ontology annotation, molecular function: phosphopantothenoylcysteine decarboxylase activity; FMN binding. Gene Ontology annotation, biological process: coenzyme A biosynthetic process.